GCUCGCGCCAUCCAUUGUCUAUGAAAUGUUAAAUUUGUACAAUAUUAAUAUAGGUUUUAACUGAAGCCCUAGGAUAAUUUAAAUUUACCAGGUAUGUUACGUUAGAUUACGAUGGGGUGAUUGCAGCUAAGUGGUGAUGGGUAGUGGGAAGAUCCACGGUGCUCGGCCGCCGUCUACCACGGUGUACUACGUCGCUCUGGCCGGCAUCCUUGGAUUGCUGUUGCUGCUGUGCUGCUACUUCGUGUAUUUCUGUAUUCGACGUGUUAAAAAGUUGACCCAACAAGGUCUUCCGGAACGAGUGGAGUCGGUACGGCCACCGCCACCGGACACGGUCGCCUACCCCGUGCAACCUGCGGUGCGUGCGAGUGCGUCUGCGAUGGCGCGCCUUUGCCACUCCCCCUCCCGCGGAGUGCCACCUACCUCUCCCCGAAGCUUAGUCUCACCCUCCAGGGAUAGAUUUGUUUCAGCGCAACGGUCAAGUUCAUUGACCCCAGCACACACUGACACAGUGCACCCGCGCACUCGAAGCCAGCUGCCGCCUCCGAAUAUACUCACAUCUAGAACUACACCCAUUAGAAACGGUCCUAAAGUUAUUCCUCCGCGAAUAGAACUCGUAUCGAACGAAUGCAAUGUUAUCGGUGACGGAACACCCUCGCCUAAAAAGCGUCUAUCAUCACCCAAAAGUCAGAAUUUUUCGCCGCAUAAAAGUAAGGAAACACUACCCGCUUGGAAAGACGUGGCUUCAGUGAGACGGAGAGAAGGGAUUGCAAGCAAAGAGAGUCAACGGAAGCAUCUCUCUGCUCCGCCUCAGAUUGUCGUUGGAGAUGUGGAGUAGCAGCUAGUUGGGUUUACCAAUUCAUAACAUUUUUGAUACAUAUAGCCUUAUUUUGUUCUUAUCUUAAAAUUUAAAUUUAGAAAUAAUGACAGAAGUAAGUAUAUUUUUUUUAUUAUUAAAGUUGCAUAGCAAAACUGCAUUUAUAUACUAUGUGUAUUUAUAUUUAUGUGUGUGCGAUUGAGCUAAAAAUGUAUUCGUAUGCAUAUUUUCAAUGUUCAAGUAUGUAUAAAAGCUGUAUACUUGAAAAUUGGUUCCGACCUCUGGUCUCCAUUUUCCAUACAACAUGAAAUUGAGCU
Messenger RNA from Pieris napi, 1131 nucleotides. RefSeq lists its product as uncharacterized. NCBI's taxonomy places the organism in Eukaryota, Metazoa, Arthropoda, Insecta, Lepidoptera, Pieridae. The transcript is spliced from 4 exons. The coding region runs from base 137 to 835 and encodes 232 amino acids. The record is from RefSeq and is a predicted model, not a curated record.